AUGGAGCGGUGCAGCCGCUGCCAUCGCCUCCUCCUGCUGGUACCGCUGGUGCUGGGGUUGAGCGCGGUCCCCGCCAGGGCAGGUGCACGCCCUGUGGAUGUGCUCCGGGCCCUGAGGUUCCCCUCCCUUCCUGAUGGCGUCCAGAGGGCAAGAGGCAUCUGUCUGGCUGAUGUGGCCUACCGAGUAUCCCGACCAGCCCAGCUCAGUGCACCCACCCACCAGCUCUUCCCAGGAGGUUUUCCCAAAGAUUUCUCAUUGCUGACUGCUGUCCGGACCCACCCUGGCCUCCAGGCUCCCCUCCUGACUCUCUACAGUGCCCAGGGUGUCCAACAGCUGGGCCUGGAGCUUGGCCGACCCUUCCGCUUCCUGUAUGAGGACCAGACUGGACGGCCUCGACCUCCGGCUCAGCCAGUCUUCCGAGGCCUCAGCCUAGCAGAUGGCAAGUGGCACCGUGUGGCUGUGGCUGUGAAGGGCCAGUCUAUCACCCUCAUAGUUGACUGCAAGAAGCGAGUCACCCGGCCUCUCCCCCGAAGUGCUCGUCCACUGUUGGACAUCCACGGAGUGAUUAUCUUUGGUGCCCGUAUCCUGGAUGAAGAAGUGUUUGAGGGUGAUAUCCAGGAGCUUGUCAUUGUCCCAGGGGUGCAAGCUGCUUACGAAUCCUGUGAACAGAAGGAGCUGGAGUGUGAAGGAGCAUGGAGGGAGAGACCUCAGAAACAACAGUCUCACAGGGCCCAGAGAUCUCCAAAGCAGCAGCCAUCAAGACUUCAUAGGCCACAAAACCAGGAACCUCAGCGACAGCCCACUGAGUCUUUCUACUAUGACUACGAGACCCACUAUUAUGAUGUGAGGACUGCAGGGACGACCCCUAAUUAUCAGGACCCCUCCCCAGGUGAAGAGGAAGGAAUCCUGGAAUCAAGCCCCUUGCCACCCCCUGAGGAGGAGCAGACAGAUCUCCAGGUCCCCUCCACAGCCGACAGGUUCCUGACAGAGGAAUAUGGGGAGGGUGGCACAGACCCCCCAUCAGGGCCCUACGAUUACACCUAUGGCUAUGGGGACGAUUAUCGUGAGGAGACGAAGCUUGGCCCUGCCCUGUCUGCGGAGACAGCCCCCUCGGGAGCCGCUGCCCGUGGACCCCGGGGGCUGAAGGGAGAGAAGGGGGAGCCUGCGGUGCUGGAACCUGGUAUGCUAGUGGAGGGGCCUCCUGGCCCAGAAGGCCCUGCGGGGUUGAUUGGUCCCCCUGGCAUCCAGGGCAACCCAGGCCCAGUUGGAGACCCUGGCGAGAGGGGCCCCCCUGGCCGAGCAGGGCUCCCUGGAUCGGAUGGGGCCCCUGGCGCUCCUGGCACAUCUCUCAUGCUCCCAUUCCGGUUUGGCAGUGGUGGGGGUGACAAGGGCCCUGUGGUGGCAUCCCAAGAGGCUCAGGCCCAGGCAAUUCUGCAGCAGGCACGUCUGGCGCUCCGGGGACCCCCUGGCCCCAUGGGAUACACAGGCCGCCCUGGACCCUUGGGACAACCUGGGAGCCCUGGCCUGAAGGGAGAAUUGGGAGACCUAGGACCUCAGGGCCCCAGAGGACCUCAAGGCCUCACAGGCCCUCCUGGCAAGGCUGGGCGAAGGGGCCGAGCGGGUGCUGAUGGAGCCCGAGGGAUGCCUGGAGAACCUGGAGUGAAGGGUGACCGAGGUUUUGAUGGACUCCCAGGGCUACCUGGGGAGAAGGGACACUGGGGUGAUACUGGUGCCCAGGGCCUUCCUGGCCCCCCUGGUGAGGAUGGAGAGCGGGGAGAUGAUGGAGAGAUUGGGCCUCGAGGACUGCCUGGAGAGUCGGGACCUCGAGGUCUCCUUGGCCCCAAAGGCCCACCUGGUAUUCCUGGACCCCCGGGAGUCCGAGGCAUGGAUGGUCCCCAUGGUCCCAAAGGGAGCUUGGGACCCCAGGGAGAGCCAGGACCUCCUGGACAACAGGGCACUCCUGGAACCCAGGGUCUCCCCGGGCCCCAGGGUGCCAUUGGGCCUCAUGGAGAGAAGGGUCCUCGAGGGAAACCAGGGCUCCCUGGCAUGCCUGGCUCAGAUGGACCGCCGGGUCACCCAGGAAAGGAAGGUCCUCCUGGAACUAAAGGAAACCAGGGUCCAUCUGGACCUCAGGGUCCUCUAGGAUACCCGGGACCUCGAGGUGUCAAGGGUGUGGAUGGAAUUCGUGGUCUGAAGGGUCAUAAGGGUGAAAAGGGCGAGGAUGGCUUUCCUGGGUUCAAAGGGGACAUGGGCGUGAAAGGUGACAGGGGAGAGGUUGGAGUUCCUGGUUCCAGGGGAGAAGACGGUCCCGAGGGGCCGAAGGGACGCACUGGACCCACUGGAGACCCUGGCCCCCCCGGGCUCAUGGGUGAAAAGGGCAAGCUGGGUGUUCCUGGUCUGCCUGGCUACCCUGGACGCCAGGGUCCCAAGGGGUCCCUGGGAUUUCCUGGUUUUCCUGGUGCCAGUGGAGAGAAGGGAGCCCGGGGCCUGUCGGGGAAGUCAGGGCCUCGGGGAGAGCGGGGCCCCACGGGUCCCCGGGGUCAGCGGGGACCCCGAGGUGCCACUGGGAAGUCUGGCGCUAAGGGAACAUCAGGUGGUGAUGGCCCCCAUGGGCCCCCCGGAGAAAGGGGUCUCCCUGGACCUCAAGGCCCCAAUGGAUUUCCUGGCCCCAAAGGACCUCCGGGUCCCCCUGGGAAGGACGGGCUGCCAGGACACCCAGGCCAGAGAGGAGAAGUGGGUUUCCAAGGGAAGACUGGCCCCCCUGGCCCUCCAGGGGUGGUGGGACCUCAGGGUGCAGCAGGAGAAACCGGGCCCAUGGGGGAGAGAGGUCACCCCGGCCCCCCAGGUCCCCCGGGAGAGCAGGGACUGACUGGAACAGCUGGAAAAGAAGGAACGAAGGGUGACCCUGGUCCCCCAGGGGCUCCAGGGAAGGAUGGACCUGCUGGUCUGAGGGGCUUCCCAGGGGAGAGAGGCCUCCCCGGCACUGCCGGUGGAUCCGGUUUGAAGGGAAACGAAGGUCCGGCCGGUCCCCCUGGCCCUGCAGGCUCCCCUGGGGAGCGAGGUGCAGCAGGAUCUGGGGGACCCAUUGGCCCCCCGGGGCGCCCAGGCCCACAGGGUCCCCCUGGAGCCGCAGGAGAGAAAGGUGUCCCGGGUGAGAAGGGCCCCGUUGGUCCAACUGGCCGAGAUGGGGUACAGGGUCCUGUGGGGCUCCCUGGUCCUGCUGGACCCCCGGGUGUGGCAGGAGAGGAUGGAGACAAGGGUGAGGUGGGAGACCCCGGACAGAAGGGCACUAAAGGGAAUAAAGGUGAACAUGGCCCUCCUGGACCCCCUGGACCCCUUGGUCCUGUGGGGCAACCUGGAGCAGCGGGAGCAGAUGGGGAGCCCGGAGCUCGGGGACCCCAGGGACACUUUGGAGUCAAAGGUGAUGAAGGAACAAGAGGAUUCAAUGGGCCCCCAGGUCCCAUUGGCCUACAGGGUUUGCCAGGCCCCUCGGGUGAGAAAGGAGAAACAGGAGAUGUGGGCCCUAUGGGACCACCCGGCCCCCCAGGACCUCGAGGCCCAGCUGGACCCAAUGGAGCUGAUGGUCCGCAAGGUCCCCCGGGAGGUGUUGGGAACCUGGGUCCCCCUGGAGAGAAGGGGGAGCCAGGAGAGUCAGGAGCUCCAGGGGUCCAGGGUGAGCCAGGUGUCAAGGGCCCACGUGGGGAGCGUGGGGAGAAAGGAGAGUCGGGGCAGCCAGGAGAGGCAGGACCACCAGGGCCUAAAGGCCCCACCGGUGAUGAUGGCCCCAAAGGGAACCCUGGUCCUGUUGGUUUUCCUGGUGAUCCCGGCCCUCCUGGAGAAGGUGGCCCUCGGGGCCAGGAUGGUGCGAAGGGUGACCGAGGAGAGGACGGCGAGCCAGGACAGUCUGGAUCCCCUGGUCCCACUGGGGAGAAUGGACCCCCUGGACCACUUGGAAAGCGGGGUCCUGCUGGCUCGCCUGGUCCUGAGGGGCGGCAAGGAGAGAAGGGAGCCAAGGGGGAUCCUGGUGCUGUGGGUGCCCCAGGGAAGACAGGUCCUGUGGGUCCAGCAGGCCCAGCAGGGAAACCUGGUCCUGAUGGUCUAAGGGGACUCCCGGGCUCAGUGGGUCAGCAAGGCCGUCCUGGGGCCACAGGCCAGGCGGGGCCUCCAGGUCCUGUGGGGCCCCCGGGGCUUCCUGGCCUUCGAGGUGAUGUUGGAGCCAAGGGCGAGAAGGGUCACCCAGGUCUCAUCGGACUGAUCGGGCCCCCUGGGGAGCAGGGAGAGAAGGGUGAUCGGGGACUUCCUGGCCCUCAGGGCUCUGCUGGACAGAAGGGAGAGACGGGUAUCCCGGGAGCAUCUGGUCCUAUUGGUCCUGGAGGGCCUCCUGGCCUCCCCGGACCUGCUGGCCCCAAAGGAGCCAAAGGAGCCACAGGCCCAGCUGGACCCAAGGGAGAGAAGGGCAUCCAGGGUCCUCCAGGACACCCGGGCCCCCCGGGCGAGGUGAUCCAGCCCCUGCCCAUCCAGAUGCCCAAGAAGACUCGGCGCUCGGUGGACGGAAGCCGCCUUAUGCAGGAGGAUGAGGCCAUACCGACUGGGGGGGCUCCGGGCAGUGCUGGGGGGCUGGAGGAGAUCUUUGGCUCUCUUGACUCCCUGCGGGAGGAGAUUGAGCAGAUGAGGCAGCCGACAGGGACCCAGGACAGCCCCGCUCGCACCUGCCAGGACCUGAAGCUCUGCCACCCGGAGCUGCCUGACGGAGAGUACUGGGUCGACCCCAACCAGGGCUGUGCUCGGGAUGCCUUCCGGGUUUUCUGCAACUUUACAGCGGGGGGGGAAACAUGUGUGACCCCCAGGGAUGACGUCACGCAAUUCUCUUACGUGGACUCAGAAGGCUCCCUGGUCGGUGUGGUCCAGCUCACCUUCCUGCGGCUCCUCAGCGUCUCAGCCCACCAAGAUGUCUCGUACCCCUGCUCUGGGGUGGCCCAAGAUGGUCCCCUGAAGCUCCGGGGGGCCAAUGAGGAUGAGCUGAGCCUGGAGACCAGCCCCUAUGUCAAGGAAUUCAGAGACGGCUGUCAGACACAGCAAGGCCGGAUGGUGCUGGAGGUGCGGACACCGGUGGUGGAGCAGCUCCCAGUGCUGGACGCCUCCUUCUCAGACCUGGGGGCCCCCCCUCGGCGGGGAGGGCUGCUGCUGGGGCCCGCCUGCUUCAUGGGCUAG
Messenger RNA from Neomonachus schauinslandi (Hawaiian monk seal), 5211 nucleotides. It is a transcript of the gene COL11A2, whose product is annotated as collagen type XI alpha 2 chain. Gene Ontology annotation, molecular function: extracellular matrix structural constituent. The transcript is spliced from 66 exons. The record is from RefSeq and is a predicted model, not a curated record. Lineage: Eukaryota; Metazoa; Chordata; Mammalia; Carnivora; Phocidae. The coding region runs from base 1 to 5211 and encodes 1736 amino acids.